AUGCCCCGUUCUGAUGGUGCUACCUCUUGGAUGCCAGAUUGUACUCAUUGGACUGUCUCCAACUCGUCUCGUUCUGCUGCUCCGGUUGCUCGUCUCUCUCUUGGUGCUUUGCGAAGGUAUUGGCACCCUGCAAAGGGUACCAUUACAUCUCGUAUGGGUCCUCCCUUGAAGUUGCCUGCUCAUUUGUUGCUGUCUCCUGCUUUGUGGCGUACUUUCUGGUCCCUGGAAAUGCCUGCAAAGGCUUUCACACCUUGGUGGCGAUUGCUACAUGACCGUCUCCCGCACCGUUCGUGGUGCCAUAAGAUUAUGCCUACAAAAGUUCUGUCUCCUGCUUGUGCUCUUUGUGGUUUUGCUACAGAGGACCUUUACCAUUUCGUGGUGGGUUGCCGUAUCAAGUCAUUUUUCUGGCAGGAUGUAGUCUCUUUGUUGUCACUUCAAGAGCUACUCCCCUCUGCUUCUUCUAUUUGGUUGGCGCUGACUACCUUUUGUAGUGGUUCAGAUUUGUUGGUGAUCGAUGAGGAUGUUCUGAUUGCUCUUGGUGCUGCUUACAGUACACUUUGGAAGUAUCAUUGGCAAUGCAUCAUAGACGAGGAGCCUUGGAUAGCUUCUGCUGCUAUCAACAUGGUCCGUCAAGACCAUAGUACACUCUUUUCUUCUCUUUCUUUGGCAAGUGUUCAAGCUGGCACCUUGGCCUUGCCUGUAAACUCUGUAUAA
Molecule: messenger RNA, 714 nt
Organism: Mucor velutinosus
Lineage: Eukaryota; Fungi; Mucoromycota; Mucoromycetes; Mucorales; Mucoraceae
Exons: 1
Coding region: 1-714 (237 amino acids)
Source: RefSeq, a predicted model, not a curated record